AACAGCAUUCCAAUGCUCUGUAUCAGGAGAGCUCAUGAAGCGACUAACGAGUCCCACUGCAUAAGCAAUAUCCGGACGACUCCCAAUCAUAGCGUACAUGAGACUCCCAACUGCGUUAGAAUAAGAAAGUAAAAGACACAGGUGAUUUAGAGUUCCCAAGGCUGUUAACGAAGCACUUGGUACAUCUCGUGGAAACAGGAUACAAGUAGUACGUAAUCAAUACCCGUAUGAGACCCUCACCCAGCUCACACCUCUCGUAAGCUCACGUCUCUCACCAGAAAGCUAUCUCUAUGAACAAAGAGUACCAACACGAAGAAGAAGAUGAUCUCACACCCAAUCUCACGUGUUUCUCUCACCCGCUCAAGAACUUUCUAGAAUCUUAGUGAUUGAGAGACAAACUGAAGUAGCAGUGAGAAAGAAGCUUGAAGAUGUUACAAGUGAGUGUGAAAGGAAGAAAGAGGAGGCUAAGUUGGUUUUUGAGUCAAUCCAUGAGAAGUUGUGUGGGUUAGAGAAGGCAGAGAAAGGUUUUGAUGUCAAACAAAGAGUGGAGAUGGAGAGACUUAGCUCACUUGAGGAGGCUAUCAAGGUGAUAUAUGCUGAGUUGAAGAGAAAGGAGGAGAGGUUUGAGUUGAAACAGAAAGAAGAAGCUGACAGAUGGAGAGAGGAGACUGAACUGAAGAGAAAAGAUCUUGAGAUUAGGGAGAAGACACUAGAAGAAAGGAUGAAAGAGCUUCAACUGAAGCAGAUGGAGUUAGAAGAAAGAUCAAAGCAAAGUGCAGAGACUAGAAAGAGAUCCAACCAUGCGGUUGAGCAAGAUAAUGAUGCUGGUUCUCUUACUCCAGCUAAAAAACAUAAACCUGAGGAAGCAGAUUUGGGUUGUGCUUCAAAGGAUGGAGACAUUGGAGGCAUUGUCUGCAAAGAUCCUAAACCGUUAACUUGUCCUGAUACAAAGUUUAAUGGUUUUGGCAAGUCAAUGAGCUCUUUUGCUGUAGAUCAAGUAUGGGCUUUACAUGACCCUAGAGAUGACAUGCCAAGGAUUUAUGCUCAGAUCAGGAGAAUCUUUAGCUCUCAGUUUAGUCUGCAGGUGACAUUACUUGAACAUGUGGAAACUACAAAGGAAGAGAAAUCAAUUCUUUCCAGUGCUUGUGGGAGAUUUGAAUAUGGAGAUACAGAGAUCAGAAGCCACCUGUUGUUUGCUCAUGAGAUGGACAACAUCAAAUGUGACAAGAGUGUCAUAGUGAACCCAAGAAAGGGAGAAACAUGGGCUCUUUUCAAAGAUUGGGAUAUAAGCUGGAAGAGUCAAUCUGAUCUCCACGAGCCUCCUUAUAGGUACGACCUUGUGGAAAUUAUCACCGAGUUUGACGAUCAACAAGGCAUUUCAGUGGCAUAUAUGGGGAGAGUUGAAGGAUUUGAGUCGGUUUUAAACCGUGUUGAGCAGCAUGGACUCAUCAAGAUCAUCUGUCCGGGGGAAAUGCAGAGGUUUUCUCAUAAAGUUUCACCUGGUUCUUUCAAGCUAGACCCUGCUGCUGCACAAGGCUAUGAUCCUGUUCUUGAGGAGGUGGUGGACACGAGGAUACAAAGUAAGGAAUGUGACAAAGCUCCAACGGCUGAAACUCAAGAAGGGUCUACAAAAAAUCAGCCCAUCAUAUUAGAAUGAGGGAACCAAGUCUAGUAUAUAUAUGUAGAGUGCCACUGGUGAUGGCUUUUGAUGUUACAUGACGUAGUGAAUCUGUAACCUUUUGGCUCUAGUUAUGUUUUCUCUUUAAACCGUUCUGUUUCUUGAACUGAACCAACUUCUUUUGUUAAAAAAUGAAAGAGAAUGCUUCUUUAUGAUUGAUCAAAAAAAAAAAAAAACAAGCUUCUUUAUGUCUUCAUGGUGGGAUUCACUCACUAGCUUUUGUUUCUUCUCUUCUCCUCCCCUAUGAAAGUAUCUCCAUUGUUAAGAAAAAAAACUUAUAUAAUGUGACGCAAUCACUUUUAUUACAAGACUAAAAAUCCCAUUAUGUGAAAAAAGAAGAGUGAAAAUAAAUAACUAUUUGUU
Messenger RNA from Brassica rapa (field mustard), 2041 nucleotides. RefSeq lists its product as uncharacterized. NCBI's taxonomy places the organism in Eukaryota, Viridiplantae, Streptophyta, Magnoliopsida, Brassicales, Brassicaceae. The record is from RefSeq and is a predicted model, not a curated record.